UGCCGGCCGUAUGUAAUCUGUGUUCUGUACUUCUGUGGCCAAAUAAAUAUUAAGUGAUCUGUGUAUUAUUUUAAUCUUUGGGCCAGCCAGAUAGAAAAAAAGACAAAAAAAUAUUAUGUAAACAAACAAUCAACACUAUUACAAUACACUACAUUACCUUUUCAAAUACUUAAUAAUUGAGAUUAAAUUAAAUGUAUUGUUUGAUAUUCCACGUCUUACUUUUGAUUACAAUAUGAGUAUGAAGUAUAAAAAAUAAGUAAAGUACCUAAAAACUAUAAAGUGAGUCACAAAAACUUUAAGUCUAUCUAAGAAGUCUAUAAAGUGAGUCACUAAAGUAAUUUAAGUAACUUUUACACCUUUAUAACACGGAAUUAUUUGUUAUUUAAUAAUAAUUAGUUCAUAAUUGAAACUUUUAAUUAGUAACUUAAAUCUGAACGAUUUACAUGAUUAAAUUAAUAUUUUUAUAACCUAUUUAUUUAAUAACCUAUUGAUGAACCUCAGGAUAGCACCUUGUUUAUUAAUAACAGGCUUCCAAUCCCUAUAAAAUUGGUUUAUAAUGUUUAUACGUUUUAUAUAAUAAGUAAUUUUAUAUGUAUUUCAUUGUAUGUAAUGUAAUAAACAUUUGAUUGAGUGAGUGAUUGAACAUUUAAAAAUGAAAUUACUGAUUUUUACCAAAUUCCUUAUGUACAUAAUAUUGUAUGUGCUAAUUUAAAUAAACAAUAUUUACACAGUCUUCAAAUUGGCUAUUGUUUUAUUUAUUUGUGUGAAAAUAGUCGCUUUAUAUGUAAGGAAUAUGGAAUACCUAAAUGUAUGAUUAAUUGAUAUUUGACAACCAAAUUAUAAUAAAAAAUGAAUAAUAAUAAAUUGUAUUUUAUCUAUGGCAUAGAAAUUUUAUUUGUUCUUGGAUUAUCUUUUGCCGCUUCGUAGUUUGGAUCGUGCCGCGAUGCAAGAACCAGCUCAUGACUAAGGGCCCCGUAUGGGUUCGAAACUAGUCGGGCAUACUCCGACGUAAUAUCACGUUCACAAAGUAUACAUUUUGAGAAUGUUCAAAAAUGGGCUGUUGUAGUGGCUCGCUACGUGGCCUACUUACUGAUGAUAAGAGGCGCCCACGAGGCCUGCGUGUACGGGUAUGGCGUGCUGCAAACACAGGAAGAGAUCAACGUCGGUAGAGUUUGGAGACGCUGUAGGACGUUCGUGGUGCUGUUGGCGGCGUCGUUGGCUUGCGUGCUGUACUGUGAGCAGAGGAUCAUUGGCGAAGAGUUCUUGCUCCUGUUUAUUGCGCAUUUGAUCGUCAAGUAUCCGGAAGUGGAGCAGCCCCCCAUCAUCAACUACGGCAUGGGGAUGGCGUACAGCUUCUACGAGGGCUACCUCGCCCACAUCAUUCCCAGCGACGGCGGGCGCUUCGUCGGCUUCCAGGAGAACAUGAGCAUCUACGAGUCGGCCCAGGGGAUCGUGUUCCCUGUGAAGCGGCUGUUCCUCGUCAUCACCAGGUCGCUGUACUGCCCGCCGGACCUCAAGCACUUCAACAAGAGCGACAGCAGUCUGCCGCAUCUGGAGGCGUGCAAGGUUAGUGACAAGUCGCUGGAGGACGUGGAGAAGGACGUGGCGGGCGUGAAGGGGCGCACGUACCGGAACUCCGCGUACGUCAUCUACCGGCCGGGCCGCCGCGCCGUGUACCUGUCCGCCGAGUGCGCCACGCCGCUGCACACGCUGUACCGCGUGCUGCAGAAGAAGACCGUCUACGAAGAGCUGGCGGACGUGGACUCCCGCGAGCUGGUGCGCGACUUCUGCUCCACGCUGCGCUCCGCCGUGCACAAGAACCCGGAGAGCCGCGACAAGUGCGAGCUGGUCUUCUACGACGAUUUAGAUCCAACUCAAAAUUUGGCUGACGUACUUUUGGACAAGAUUCGUGAACUGGAACCUAAUUUCGAAGAGAUUAUCUCAAAGAGAGAAUGACAAGUUUUUUAUGAUUUAUUCUUUUUUAAUUUCACUUUCUUCUUAUAGUGCGACAUAAAGUAGUAGAAGUUAAUAAAAAUGGAACUAAUACACUCGCUGUGUGGCAACACCACGUUUACUGUCAUUAUCACAAAGAUCUGCCAUUAUAGAACAACCAAUCAUUAUUAUUGAUAGUCUUCUUAGAUUAUUAAACUGGUAACCAAUUUCCAUUAUAUAAAAUUAUAGUGGAAAUUGGUUACCAGACAAAUUACAAUAAAUAGAAUUCAUUAAGGUGACAUUGACUUUAUUUAUAUUAAGUAAAGAACAAAUUAUUGAUUUUCGAGUACCGAGCUAGAGCGCGCGCACAAUUGAUGAAGUUUGCGCGUGGCCAAAAUCGGAACUAAUCAAAAGUGCCGCCAUUUUGUCAUCUAUCUCUUGGUGGGUAAAAGAGAUCACAAAUGCUGGCAACAUAAUUGCGCCGCCAGUAGCGCGCAAAGCUUUCUUGCGUGCACUCUAGUUGCAAUCCCAAGUAGAUGACAGAAAAUAGGGUUACCCUAUGAACGAUAAUAAGUGAUUACAGCGCCCUCAUAUUUUAUUUUCUACUAUUUUUUGUCGCACAUUCAUAGUUUAGGUUUUUUUAUUGAUCUCUAUAAGAGAUUUUUUUUAAUAUUUGACAAUGUUUGUUUUUAUUUAUCUUUAUAAUUUAAACGUUACGUUGUUUUAUGUACACAAGUAGGAUUCUACACUUUGAAACCUUUUUUUGUGGAUAUCAUAUUUCAUUAUGUUUUGGUAUACCUACACUACACUAUGAUAAUUUAAAUUGUUUUUAGAGACAUCCCAAAAAAUUCAAGAUUUAUACUACAGCCAUGACGAUAAUUUAUUAUUAAAAACUUUGUUUUAAUGUAGGUCGUAGACAGAAAAAGUAAUAGACGCAUCAUUCCCUUUAUAGCAUAUCACCUUGUGCAUAGAGUGUGGAGAUUUGAUAUUCAGUGUCAUGAUGUUUGCCGUCUUUCAUACUCAACAACGGUUCAAAAUAGUUUAGUCAGUGAUACAUUUUUAUACUUGUGUAAAAUAUGUAUGAAAUAAAUGUGAUAUGAGCACAAAAUUACAACUUUAACUUAUUGUAAUGUAUAAGUAAUUAGUAGCUUAAAACAUAUUGAUGAAAAAAUCGUUCAGUAUUUAUGAUGAGAAAAUCAUGUCAAGGUUGCAUAAUUUUUGACUAAUAAAGGCCAAUCAUUUGUCUAUUUCUUUCACUGUCUACGGCUAUAACUAUAUAUAUAGGGUCUGAUUGUAACACUGAAAGUGUUCACACUUUGAAAUUCUUGCGUUAAUUCACAGACAGAGAAGCUCUAUGUGUAUUGUAUAUUACGUAUUAAGGUGCCUCAUUGAUCCUGUGGUUAGCUGGUUAGGGACAAUGAGGUCCACGGUUCGAAUCCCGGGUCAGGUCAACAUAAAAUACGUGUUGGUAAUGGUACACCCCCGUGUUUCGGAGAGCACGUAAAUACGUCCACGUCGGACCAGCGUAUAUACUUAGUCUUUCACCGGUCAUGUUGGUCUGCCGUCCCAUCGGACUAUGAAAGUGAGGGAAUAGAGAGUGAACCCACUUGUGCACUAUAAUAUCUCCUGCGUAUAUCGUAAUCUCAACAUGAAAUUGGCCACCGUGGUCGAAAAUUCUAUUGGGAGGAUAUUAUUAUUAUUCAGGUGUCAGUUAUAAGUCAUCAUUUCCUUACCCUUAUCCCACUUAAGUGGGGUCGGAAAAAUAUGUCAAUCUUUUCCAUUCGUUUCUUUCUUUGUGUUGACAUAGGUGUCAGUUAUAAGUAAUUUAGAUAUAUUUUAGUUUACAAAACAAUAAACAUGUUAACCAAAUAGAUAAUUAAAGUUGCGGUGGCAUUUAAGGGAGCUCGUUUUUAAGCAAUUUUUAUGAUUAAAGCCAUUUUUAUAAUCAUUCAUAAAUAUAUUAUUGUCGUGCUAAAAGCACGUUGGCGUUACUAUACAAUUAUAGAUAUUUUAAUGCCUAAUACUAUGUUAAUUUAAAUCUUAACUUAGCGGUUAAGUGGUCGGACGCAAAUCCAUGAGGUGUAUGUAGGUUGGACGUACGAAGUUCAGUUUACUAUAUGUAUGAGAGUUUACUCAAUACUCGAAAAGUGCAAGAUGCACAACCGAGGAGCAGCAGGUCGCGGAGUGCGUGCCCGCCAACAGCGUACGGUGAAAGGUGCGCAGAAUAGGUUGCGCACAAAAACGUAACGCUGUCAUUCGUUCAUCGAAUUUUACUGCCCAUGUUUGUUCAUACCGGGGGCUAUACAUGAAACAUCUAUUCUUAAGGAGUAAACUCCAAAACUUACAGGAAAAGAGAUAUAAAUCAUCGGCAAUAAUGCUGACGAAAUCUAAUUUUGGCAGUUUCGAUACCGAAUGCAAAGUACUCCUAAGUAAUUACCAGUGUUUUUUAUGACAGUAAGAUGAUGCGCAUCACGAUCUUGGGAGAAACAGCAGUGUCGACCAAUAGCGACUAAAUAUCCCUCUCUUUUGUUGCUAUGAGACGAAUUAGAGAUUCGAUUCUGUAUGCUGUUGGUCGAUAAUAGGCUAGUUGACACUUAUUGAAAGGGUCCAAAUAGUUCGUUGGUGUAUAUUUUUAAAUAUAUAAACUGUCUGCCAUGAUGAUCUAUAUUUUAACUGUUUUAUGACGUCACGUAAACUACCUUGGCGUAUAAAUAAAAAAUUGAAAAAAAGAUUAGUUAAUAAUUAAUUUGACGUUUAUUACUUUAGUGAUAUCUAUAGGUCAAUAAAAAAUUAAUAAAUACAUAAUAUAUAUGAACUCCUUAACUUUUAUAAAUGGAUAUCGAUAUAUUUCAGACCCAUAAUCCAUGUAUCUACUACACGAAAUGAACAUUGUUUAUAUUAGAUUUGAUAUAUAUGAGAUAUGAGUCAACUAACCUAUUAUUUUUUUUUUGUCUGGACAUAUGUCGUGGUGCGCAUCAUAGGGUUACAGAAAAAGCAAAAACACAAUUUUUGUUUUCUGUAAAAUAGAAAAAUAUUACUUGGGCAGUGUAUUUUUUCUAACUGUCGUAAUAUUUUUAGUGUGUGCACAAAGUGUAACAAAUAAAAUAUUUUUUUUGACAUAUUAAAUAAUUAAAUAUUAAGUAAAACGCUUGUUACAAUAUUAUGUAAGUUUGUAAAACUAUGACAUUUGAAAAAUGUUGAUAUUUCUAACAACUUUAAAUUCUAUUAAAAGUAAUGACUGUUUGUUCUAGUUUUAAGAUAUUUUUAGAAAACUUUAAUGUUUUAUAAAUAAAUAUUGUUUUUUAUAUUUAAAA
Molecule: messenger RNA, 5246 nt
Organism: Bicyclus anynana (squinting bush brown)
Lineage: Eukaryota; Metazoa; Arthropoda; Insecta; Lepidoptera; Nymphalidae
Product: stimulator of interferon genes protein
Exons: 9
Coding region: 1093-1956 (287 amino acids)
Biological process (GO): activation of innate immune response; positive regulation of type I interferon production; autophagosome assembly
Cellular component (GO): autophagosome; endoplasmic reticulum membrane
Molecular function (GO): 2',3'-cyclic GMP-AMP binding; cyclic-di-GMP binding
Source: RefSeq, a predicted model, not a curated record